Molecule: messenger RNA, 1111 nt
Organism: Jaculus jaculus (lesser Egyptian jerboa)
Lineage: Eukaryota; Metazoa; Chordata; Mammalia; Rodentia; Dipodidae
Gene: Ca4
Product: carbonic anhydrase 4
Exons: 8
Coding region: 76-993 (305 amino acids)
Cellular component (GO): plasma membrane
Molecular function (GO): zinc ion binding; carbonate dehydratase activity
Source: RefSeq, a predicted model, not a curated record
GACAGCCCCCCUCCAGGCCACCUUCUCGGUGCGCGACCCCAUCUCGGCGGCGGCGUCUCGGCUCUUGCGCGCACCAUGCCGAUGCUCCUGGCUCUGCUGGCGCUGGCGGCGGCCGGGUGUCCGGCUUACGCUGCAGAUUCACACUGGUGCUACGAGAUUCAAGCCAAGAACAGCAAUUGCCACGGGCCCGACCAGUGGACCGGCGAUUGCCAGAAGUCCCACCAGUCCCCCAUCAACAUCGUCACCACCAAGGCAAAGGUGAACCAUGAUUUGGGACAGUUCUCCUUCUCUGGCUACAACAAGAAAGAAAAGCGUACUGCCACGAACAAUGGACACUCGGUGAUGGUGUUGCUGGGGUCCGAGGCCAGCAUUGCUGGGGGAGGCCUGGAUGUACCGUACCAGGCUACGCAGUUGCACCUGCACUGGUCCCAGGAGCAAGACAGGGGCUCCGAGCACAGCCUGGAUGGGGAACGCUUUGCCAUGGAGAUGCACAUUGUUCAUGUAAAGCAGGAGAAAUCCAACGAUGCUAGAAACAAGAUCGCAGUGCUGGCCUUCCUGGUGGAGGUAGGAGACCAGGUGAACAAGGGCUUCCAGCCGCUGGUGGAAGCGCUGUCCCAUAUCCCCAAACCGGACAUGAGCACCACAGUGAAUGAGACCAGCCUGCUGGACAUGCUUCCCGAGGAGAAGAAACUGAGGCACUAUUUCCGCUACUUGGGUUCGCUCACCACACCAAACUGUGACGAGACGGUCGUCUGGACUGUGUUCCAGGAGCCCAUUCAGCUCCACAAGGACCAGUUCCUGGAGUUCUCCCAGAAGUUGUACUAUGACAAGAACAAGACGCUGGCUAUGAAGGACAACGUGAGGCCCCUGCAGCGCCUGGGAGACCGCCAGGUGCACAGGUCGUCCAGGGCCCCAGCACAGCUGCUCUCCUGGCCGCUGCCCACCCUGCUGCUCCCCGCCACGCUCGCCUGCCUGAUGGCCAGCUUCCGCUGAUGACGGCUCACCUCUGGAUACCGACUUACUCUCAGUCCAAGGGGACUUGGUUUCCAUGCUUUAUACUUCGCAAGUUGGACAUCAGGGAUGAUUAAAAUAUGGAUAUAUUUUUGGAGAA